CUUCACGUACUCUGGGAACUUUGUCCCACAGAGACAGCCAGGUCUGGAGGUCUGCUCCGGGAGACGGACGCGCCGCCCAUGCUCUCUGCCUCUAGAAGGGCUCUCCAGUUCCUCUCCAGCUCCAUCCCGGUACGGAAGAUGGGCGACUCAGCUUCGAAAGUCAUCAGUGCAGAGGAAGCCUUGCCGGGACGCACCGAGCCGAUCCCAGUAGCAGCCAAACACCAUGUCAGUGGCAACAGAACGGUUGAACCUUUCCCAGAGGGAACACAGAUGGCUGUAUUUGGGAUGGGCUGCUUCUGGGGAGCUGAGCGCAAGUUCUGGCUCCUGAAAGGAGUGUACUCAACCCAAGUGGGUUUUGCAGGAGGCUACACACGCAAUCCCACCUACAAAGAGGUCUGCUCAGAAAAAACUGGCCACGCCGAAGUCGUCCGGGUUGUGUACCGGCCAGAGCACAUCAGCUUUGAGGAACUGCUCAAGGUCUUCUGGGAGAAUCACGACCCGACCCAAGGCAUGCGCCAAGGCAAUGACUACGGCACACAGUACCGGUCAGCAGUCUAUCCCACAUCUGCCGCACAGAUGGAAGCAGCCCUGAGAUCCAAGGAGGAAUACCAGAAGGUUCUUUCAAAGCAUGACUUUGGCCCCAUCACCACCGACAUCCGAGAGGGACAAGUGUUCUACUAUGCCGAAGACUACCACCAGCAAUACCUGAGCAAGAACCCAGACGGCUACUGUGGCCUCGGGGGUACUGGGGUUACCUGCCCGAUGGCCAUUAAAAAAUAAUUUCUCUCCACGAAGCUGGCCCUGUAGGUUCCAUCAACACCAUGAUUGCUGGAUGGGGUGGCACUGCUGCGAUUCACAUCUGCCACUUUAUGCAGAGCACACACUCCACACGGGCCUUUACACGAAUCUGGUUGUUAUUGGGGUUUGAUUUCCAGAGAGUAAGAUGACAAGAUGAUACAUUGUAAUCUGCCUUCCGAUCAGUCCGGGUGGGGACAGAACAUGACACGUUAGUGGAUUGUUUGGGGUCUAAAUGGAGAUAAUGAAUAUCCUGUGUCCAUCUGCUUGGACUGGAGGGACGCUGAAGGUUCUGAAGCAGGGGGAUGGCCAGGAGAACACAGGGUACUGGGACCCCUCGGUCUGUGCUGACAUACCUCACCCACUUCCCUGCCCUCAGGUGCCUAAUUCAUUAGUGUCUACAGAUCCCAUGAAUCAUUUACCCAGACGUUUUGCUCUGCUAGCUCUAGACGUGUAUUAGGGGUUUCUCUCCCCCCUCCAUCCUCUCGGUGCAGAGAAAAGACAUGCGUGACCUUAAUGAAUUCUAACAUUCUGCUUACAGCUAUGAUAAAGCUUGUUCUAAUAAAAAUCUGCAGUUUGGUAAUAGCAACCGCCUGC
This is a messenger RNA of Mus pahari (shrew mouse), 1392 nucleotides long. It is a transcript of the gene Msra, whose product is annotated as methionine sulfoxide reductase A. The transcript is spliced from 6 exons. Gene Ontology annotation, molecular function: peptide-methionine (S)-S-oxide reductase activity. Bases 79 to 780 code for a protein of 233 amino acids. The record is from RefSeq and is a predicted model, not a curated record. Gene Ontology annotation, cellular component: cytoplasm. Gene Ontology annotation, biological process: cellular response to oxidative stress. NCBI's taxonomy places the organism in Eukaryota, Metazoa, Chordata, Mammalia, Rodentia, Muridae.